Molecule: messenger RNA, 510 nt
Organism: Ambispora gerdemannii
Lineage: Eukaryota; Fungi; Glomeromycota; Glomeromycetes; Archaeosporales; Ambisporaceae
Source: the annotation of a GenBank genome assembly
AUGUCUUUCCAAACCGUCGUUUCUCAACAAGCCGUAUCUGAAAAUGCUAUCAAAAAUCACAGCAAACGCGACUCCGGUUUCGCCGAAUUCUUUGAAUCCGUUACUGAUCUUCACGCAAACAAAUUCUGUCAAAACGAAACUUUCAGCAAUGAAUCUGGAAUUAUCCCGUAUGCUAACUAUCUUGGAACCGCCACAGCCUCUAAAAGACUCGUUCACAAGAAUCAACCAGAAGAUCGCAUUAUUAGUCCUCUCGAAGAAAUUUUUAAACCAAUCAUACAAUCGCCCGAGAUCACUAUUUUUAAGAAACAACACGGACUCUUACCUUAUUGGUAUACUUGGACUAAAAGAAAACUUUAUAAUGCAUAUCGUUGUGCGACACGAGAAUCGAAUUUUGAAGACAAAAGAAUCAAUUCAAUUGAUGAACUUCGAGAGGAGACGAAGAAAAAUGCAGGACAAAUAGAGACUUUAAUAGAUCGAAUUAAAUCUGUAAAAGAAAAGUAUCAGAUUUAG